ACGAGAAUUUUUCUUCAAGGCCUUCUUUUAGGAGUAAAUAGUGGUGGUAUAAAGGCGAAGACGUACAAAAUUGAUACGCAGUUGUACUUUAGCAAUCCAUGCGAAAAUGAAUGCAUCAAUCGCAUUAUUAUUGUGCUUUAUCGCAGGUAAUGCCUUCGGGUAUUAUGUACAGCGACAAGUGCCUUAUAAUAUUGGACCACAGGACCCCUACAGCGUGGAAGUGAGCCCGUAUCUUGCCUAUGAACCGUCACAAAGAAUACUUUGGGGAAAUGGAGGCAGUAAUCAAGUCGGCGGAAACGACUGGUGGGCAACUAUAACGAACAAAUUUCCCAUUUUGAGAAACAUGUUUGGGAAGAUGCAACUGCCAACGCAAUACGGUGCUCCUGCGUCUGUGUAUGGUGUGCCAAAUAAUCAAUAUCCACAGUUCUAUACCCAAAAUGUUCCCCAGUAUUAUCCUUCUGCUAGGGAUGUGGGAUUUACUGAUGAUGCAGUCAUUAUAACUCCACCAAAUGUUCCAGUGAUACAACAACCUGUGCCUCAACCUUCCCCGGAACCCGCACAGGGGUAUCGCUACAACACACCUCAGAACCGCUUGGAACUACCUAAUCAUUAACUAUUUCUGUUACAAGCACCUCUUUCUUUGUAAUGCACUGAUUUUAUGUCAGAGUUGUGAGUUUUGAAAUUCACUUUCCAUGUAAGAGAGUAUUAUGUACUUUAAGAUACGGGUAGUUACUACUAGUUAUAAUCGUAUUAUAAUGUAGAGUAUCUAUAAUUAAAAUAAAAAUUAUUAUAUUUUA
Molecule: messenger RNA, 797 nt
Organism: Colias croceus (clouded yellow)
Lineage: Eukaryota; Metazoa; Arthropoda; Insecta; Lepidoptera; Pieridae
Exons: 2
Coding region: 107-613 (168 amino acids)
Source: RefSeq, a predicted model, not a curated record